Molecule: messenger RNA, 1474 nt
Organism: Beta vulgaris subsp. vulgaris (sugar beet)
Lineage: Eukaryota; Viridiplantae; Streptophyta; Magnoliopsida; Caryophyllales; Amaranthaceae
Product: S-adenosylmethionine decarboxylase proenzyme
Exons: 1
Coding region: 174-1292 (372 amino acids)
Biological process (GO): spermine biosynthetic process; spermidine biosynthetic process
Cellular component (GO): cytosol
Molecular function (GO): adenosylmethionine decarboxylase activity
Source: RefSeq, a predicted model, not a curated record
AUUCCCCGUGCACCGCCUGCUCGACCACGUGAAGUGGUUUAAUUUAGUUUUAAUUUUCGCAUUAGAAAUAACACCUUUUGAUUACAAGUUCCUUUCUUCUUCUGCUUCCCUCUUUCCUCUGCAACUCCGGUUCCUCUUUGCGACUGUGAGACGUUCUUUUAAGCAAUCUAGCCAUGACGGUUCCCAUGGUUGGAGACAACAACGACAACAACAUGACGAUUUCUGCUAUUGGAUUCGAAGGGUAUGAAAAGAGGCUAGAGAUAACGUUCUUUGAGCCUGGUAUUUUUGUUGAUUCUGACGGGAAGGGCCUCCGUGCUUUAUCUAAGGAUCAGUUGGAUGAGAUCCUUGGCCCUGCUGAGUGCACCAUUGUUGACUCUCUUGCGAAUGAAAGUGUAGACUCAUAUGUUCUAUCUGAGUCUAGCCUCUUUGUGUACUCAUACAAGAUCAUCAUUAAAACUUGUGGGACUACGAAGCUGCUCCUUGCAAUCCCACCUAUUUUGAAGUUGGCUGCAAGCCUAUCCCUUGAUAUCAAAGCUGUCCGAUACACUCGUGGCAGUUUUAUUUUCCCAGGAGCUCAGUCUUUCCCUCACCGCAGCUUCUCCGAAGAAGUUGCUGUUCUUGAUGGUUACUUUGGGAAGCUUGCUGCAGGCAGCAAUGCCUUUGUGAUGGGGAAUCCUUCCAAGCCCCAGAAAUGGCAUGUUUACUGUGCAUCCGCCGAAACAACAGCCAGCUAUGAUGACCCUGUUUAUACUCUUGAGAUGUGCAUGACUGGGCUUAACAAGGAGAAAGCUUCAGUGUUCUUCAAAGCUCAAUCUGACUCAGCUGCUGUGAUGACUGAAAGCUCUGGAAUCCGUAAGAUCCUUCCAGACUCAGCGAUUUGUGACUUUGAUUUUGAACCUUGUGGUUAUUCAAUGAACGCUAUUGAAGGACCUGCUGUCUCUACCAUCCACAUAACUCCAGAAGAUGGUUUUAGUUACGCGAGUUUUGAAGCUGUGGGCUAUGACCUUAAGAUGAUUGAUUUGAACCAGCUGGUAGAGAGGGUCCUCGCUUGCUUUGAACCGAGUGAGUUCAGUAUAGCUAUUAAUGCUGAUAUUGCUGCCUAUCCAAUGGAGCAAAACUGUACCGUUAACGCCAACGGUUACAGUCGUGAAGAGGGUGGCAUUGAAGAGCUUAGCUUUGGUGCUUCUGUAUUCUACCAGAAGUUCUGCAAGGCUACAACUAUGAUUGGUUUUACCAAGCCUGCUCUGAAAUGCUGCUGGAAAGAGGAGAAAAAAGAAGAAGAAAUGAAUUAGUACUUCAUUUUAUGUGUUUUUUUUUUUUUUUUUAAAUAAGAGUCCGGUCUUGAACCUGAUUUUAUGGUUAUCUUUUCAGUGUCCCGUGUUGGAAUAUUUUUAUAUUGUUAUAAUUUGAAGUGUAUCCCGGAUUAUGUUAUUAUGCUUUUAUAUGUAUUAAUAUAGUUCGUGAUUUGGUAUAA